CACGACGACAGCACGAUGAACCCCCAGGGCCCCGUCAUCUCGCGCUUCGCAAUUCUGAUCGGCAUCAAUGCCUAUCCAGACAGACCAUUGCAAGGAUGCGUCAGAGACAUCCUAGCUUUCGAAAGGUACCUUCAACAAGUAUCCAGCAACACCCACAUACAGCUCUUCACAGCAGCCAGCAGCCUCAACCCCAGCCCUAGCCCCAGCCCAGGACUGGCUGAAACAUUUGCGGACCCAUCAACCCUGCCAACAUAUCGAAAUGUGACUCUUGGCCUCGAGAAGGUCACACUCGCGGCACAGCCGGGUGAUCUUGUCUACAUUCACUUCUCUGGGCAUGGGACUCGUUGCGAGCCCUAUGCCGAGUUUUCGAACCAGUCUACCGGGGACCUAGCGCUAGUUUUGCUGAGCGGGAAGAAAAACGACGAAAUAUUUCUUCGAGGUCCAAGGUUAGCGCGCGCUCUAAACGCCAUGGUGGAAAAGGGAUUAGUGGUCACUGUUGUUUUGGACUGUUGUUUCUCUGGGAGCGUCUACCGACGCGACAAUCCCAGAGUCCGCUUUCUCCCUUGCGACAGUGUGCUCGACCAGGUCGAGAUCGACGCCGACGAAGACGACAAGACAGGAGAGUUGGAAGCAAUCAUCGAUUCCGGAAAUCGCGACGCUUCCGCACGGGUCAACUGGCUGAUCAACCCAGCCGGGUAUUCCAUACUCGCUGCAUGCUGUCCUCACGAGGAAGCCCUUGAGAGCGAGUUUGACGGACAACCUCGCGGAGUAUUGUCUUAUCUUCUCCUGCAGGUGCUACAGGAGCACGGCGGCCUUGGAACGAGAUUUCAGGACAUCUACGCAUCCCUUCAAGCCAAGUUCAAAGCCCGUGAUGCCUCGCAGCAGCAGAACCCCGUGCUGUACGGGAACAAACGCCAGGGCUUCUUCGGGAAAACAUACUCGGACACCACCACCGCGGUCACGGCCGUCCCAAUUGUCCGGGGACCGGAUGGUAGCCUCCAACUGCAAGCCGGCCAAGCACAUGGCGUUUCCUGCGGCGACAGAUUCACACUCUAUCCCGUAAGCAAAACAGGAGACAACAAUGAUUCUAGCUUCGCCGGAAACCAAGCUCUUAGCAAGGCUAUCAAGGUAAGGGCUCUCACAUCACAGCUUGAACAUGUCGAUGACGCAGCGCCGACUACCACCCAUGGUCCCACCGAGACAGGGUGGCUUGCGAGGCCGCUAAACCGCCGCUCUCUUGAGAAAUUUUCUAUCCAGCUCUCGCCUGAUAUUCUCCCCCGAGAAGAGUGGCUAACGGCCAUGAGAGGGCGUCAUCUUGGCAUUGUUCACGGCGAAUCGGACGGCCCUAGCACAGCAGCAUCAUUCCGCGUCGAUUUGAACCGUAAUGAAGAGUACGAAAUCCGUGAUCAAUCGGGUCAGAAACUUAUAAACCUGCCCCUCAUGCUGCAGAGCCAGACGGAAACCAACUACUUCUGCGACGUCAUGGAACACCUGGCUAAGUUUGCGCUGGUUGGGCAACUUACCGAUAAUAGUAGUACUAGCAUGGAGAAGGAGCCCGACGAACGGGCAAUAGAGCCAUUCGCCAAGUCUUUCAGCGUCCAAAUCACCACACGGUCCGGGGCCAUUGUCGACGCGGGGUGUCCUGUGCAGGUCGACCACAGCGAGAAACUGUGGACUUUCGAGCUGCAGGUCGAGAACAAAGGGGACAAGGCGCUGUACCUAUAUGCGUACAACAUGGGGCCUCUUUGGCAGGUCGAGGGCAUCGACUUUGGGACAUACCAACUCGUUCCUCCGCGAGAUGAUGAUCAAAAACUUUCGGGAGUGGUUAAGAAGAGGCUGAGGACAAUGGUCCCCCCUAAAAUGCUGGCUGAUGGAUACCGUCAGUGUGAGGAUAUAAUCAAGGUGUUUGUCACGUCCCAGCCAACAUCAUUUGAUAUUUUAGAGCUGCCAGAAAUUGGUGAGGUCGCCCCGGAAAAGAAGUCGUCUUCGAGGAUCAGCUGGGCUGACCACGAUGUUCUAGCCAAGUGGGCUGCGCUGAGUUUCCCCAUCCACACAUUUUUUUCAAGUACUACCUAGUUAGAUAUUAAAGAGGUAGACCAAUGAGUCAGAAACAAGAUAAUUGUUGGAUUUUACAUUCAGGCCGAAAAAAAUAUGAAGUGUUGUGUUCUGUUC
This is a messenger RNA of Lasiosphaeria miniovina, 2172 nucleotides long. RefSeq names its product caspase domain-containing protein. Lineage: Eukaryota; Fungi; Ascomycota; Sordariomycetes; Sordariales; Lasiosphaeriaceae. The coding region runs from base 16 to 2076 and encodes 686 amino acids. Gene Ontology annotation, molecular function: cysteine-type endopeptidase activity. The record is from RefSeq and is a predicted model, not a curated record. The transcript has a single exon. Gene Ontology annotation, biological process: proteolysis.